AUGCGGCAACAUACAGCUCUCAUGGCCCUUGCCGGCCUCUAUUUCUCCUGCGCUAAUGCUGCUGAGGCAACUGAUAUGGGCCCCGCGGCCUUCCUAUGGCCGCCCGACCGAGCCUGGGGAGCUGCGCAAGAUAACACCGCUCCAUGCGGCUCUUCGGCCGGAGUGACGAAUCGAACAGAAUUUCCUCUUAAAAACGGAGAGGUCUCGUUAGUUCUUCAGGAUGAAUCCUACAACGUCAACCUUGCAGUUUCAUACAGCAACGAUCCGAAAAGAAAUGACGAUUUUACCACUAUUGUAUCAUCCAGCAACUUCCCGGAUCUCGAACCAGGUCACGAGUGCUAUUCGGUGCCAAAUCCCCCGUCGAAUAUAACAUCGGGCUCCAACGCGACACUGCAAUUGUCAUAUCUCUCUACAUUUGACACGGAUACAAACCAGACCUACUAUGCUUGCGCUGAUAUUACUUAUGUCCCUCUCAGCUCCUUCACAACAAACGUUCUGUGCUUCAACGUAUCGGAGUCUUCUUCUUCUAGCUCUAGUUCAAGCACCAGCACAUCAUCGAGCUCCUCGUCAUCCAAAAAUUCUUCUUCUCGCGGGCUCUCCGGAGGCCAGAUUGCAGGUAUUGUGGUAGGAUGUGUCGCAGGGGCUGCAUUGAUUGCUGUCGCACUCUUUCUUCUAUGGGGACGUCAUCAACGCAAGGUUCAACGCGACAAAGUGGUUGCUGUCAGAAUGAGUGAUUGGGCAAACAACCCCCAGAAAGCAGGAUCAGCGGAGUCAACUCAUGUGUGA
Molecule: messenger RNA, 786 nt
Organism: Penicillium macrosclerotiorum
Lineage: Eukaryota; Fungi; Ascomycota; Eurotiomycetes; Eurotiales; Aspergillaceae
Product: copper acquisition factor BIM1-like domain-containing protein
Exons: 3
Coding region: 1-786 (261 amino acids)
Source: RefSeq, a predicted model, not a curated record